Messenger RNA from Cylindrotheca closterium, 1803 nucleotides. The record is from the annotation of a GenBank genome assembly. NCBI's taxonomy places the organism in Eukaryota, Bacillariophyta, Bacillariophyceae, Bacillariales, Bacillariaceae.
AUGAGACUUCUCCAUGCAGCACGAAAGAGACCUCUUCACGUUCUGUGUCGUCAGAGUGUGACCCAAUCACUAUCGUCCCAUUCUAGAUAUCUGAAUGAAAAAUCCAAUCUUCACCACCACAACGCAAGAUCUCCACAACAUUCAUUCCAACGAAACCUUUCGAGUCAACGAUCUUCUAUACCAGAGAAAGAAACUUUUGAGGAAUAUGAUACAAAUGAUUUCCUCGCAGAUGGGAACAUGACCUCCAUGUCGCCCAAUCCAUGGAAAAACUUGCUGACAAAUCCUGCCCGAGCUGCUUGGAGAGUGACAAAUCCACAGCUGCCUUCCAAUAUAUCUGAAGCGUUUGGACAAGUCCUUGAGAAAGGUGGUCGGACACCACGACAAUUGAAACGAUCUCAUCGAAGUGUGCUGGAAACCCACAAGACGCUAGCAGAAUUUCGAGAACGAGAGCGAAGAAAGAUGGUCAAUGGCAAACACUAUCGUUCUUCCAACAGCACAGACGAAAAAUCAAACAUUCCCGUCUACUAUGGCCACGAUGAAACAUUGGCUACGUUGAAGCAUCGCAUGAUGCCAACCUAUGCCGUGACGAGGCGGGUUCUGAACGAAUGUCAGUCAUUAUUGGGUAAGGAAAACUGGCAGCCCCAACGAGUCCUCGAUUUUGGAAUUGGCUGUGGUAGUUCAUCAGUGGCGGCCUUGGAUCUCUUUGAUUCUAUUGAUUGGAUUCAUGGCAUUGAACCAUCCAAGGCCAUGAGAGAUUGUUCCCAAGCUAUUGUGGAGGGCGUCACAAAAGACAGAUCUAUUCCAACACGAGUGACCUUUUCCACAACAUUACCAAAUGAUGAAUCUUCGGCCACGACAGGAGGAUCCUUUGAUUUGGCUCUGUGUUGCUACACUGCCAUGGAAUUGCCGGAUGUCAUGUCCACUUUAGCAGCCGCUGCUCUCAUGUUUGAAAAACUCAAGCCGGGUGGUGUCUUUGUCAUGAUUGAGCCUGGAACUCCAGAUGGUUUCAAUUCCAUACGAUCCGUGAGGAAUAUGCUUUUGGAUUGUUGCCCUCCAGACGACGAUGAAUUUGAAUGGGAAGAACGAUGUCACAUUAUUGCGCCAUGCACUCAUAACGGAAGUUGCCCUAUGGAACGGCACAAAAAGGAUUUUGUCAAGAAAGGAAAGCUGGCCCAUGAUCUUCCGCAGGAUUUGGAAAAUUCAGAGUCAGUCAAAAGUUCAAUGCCUAUGGACGAGCCUGAUGAAGAAGAUGACUUCGAUACAUUGAUCGAUGGCAGCUCUACUUUUGAAACUGAGGCGUUCGAUUCGUCAUUCUGCAGUUUUGUUCAAAUGAUACCAGGCAGUCGAAACGGAGAAAAGUUCUCCUAUCUUGUAGCCCAAAAAAGACUGUUCAAUGAUGAAAAUGCUGACAUGUAUGGACCAUUCCAAUCAGAUAAUUUAUCAGAGCUACUCAUGUUUGCACAGAGGGCGGCCGUGGAGAAAGACGAAACUGCUGCCAUCCAAGCCUUUGACCGAGCACAAGAACUCGAAGAUAGGUACUUGGAUUCUGAUGCUGACGAUCUUGGCUUGGAAUUGUUGCGAGGGGACAAUCAGCGCUACCAGAUGGGUCGGAUCAUUCGGGCACCCAUCAAGAAGAAAGGUCACAUUUACAUUGACUAUUGCGCCGAUCCUGGAAGAAUCAUUCGACACCGCGUAACCAAAGCGGUAUCGAAUAAUGUGGCUCCAGGUAUGUUCUCUGCUGCCAGAAAGAGUAGAUGGGGAGGACUGUGGCCUAACACUAAUCCAAAGCAAGCAGAUACCUAG